CACCGCUUUUCUCUCGUUAAUUAUUCUAUCUUGUUCGAACACGAACACGAACACCAACACCAACACCAACAAGGCGUAGAGUCGUUUUUCAUCACUCCCAAAUUCGCCGGAGGCUCACCGGAAAAUGACAACGUACGGCACAAUUCCGACAUCGUCAGGAGGCACUAACGUUGAAUUCAUUUCCCGCGCAAAAGAGAGACUCAAAUCGGGCCUAGCCACACGUCGGCCAUGGAAGGAGAUGUUCAACCUCCGAUCAAUCAACCUUCCGUCGGGCUUCAAAGAUGCAAUCGGACGGAUCAGAACAAACAUCGCGUACUUGAGCAUGAACUACGCAAUCGUAGUUCUAUUUAUUCUGCUUCUGAGUCUUCUUUGGCACCCGAUCUCGUUGAUCGUGUUUAUCAUCAUGAUGGUUGGUUGGUUGUUUUUGUAUUUCCUUCGUGAUGAGCCGCUGGUGCUUUUUGGCCGUACGAUCGGCGAUCGUGUGGUGCUGAUUGUGUUGUCGGUUGUUACAAUCGUUUUGCUGUUGUUGACUCACGCCACUUCCAACAUAUUGGCGUCGCUCUUGAUUGGAGUGGUGCUGGUGUUGAUUCAUGCGGCGUUGAGGAAGACUGACGACUUGUUCUUGGAUGAAAAGGCCGCUGGGACUGGUGGUUUGUUGUCUGGUGCUACUUCUUCUAAGGGGAGGGCUUAAUUUUGCUGCAAGUUGCCCAAUCCGGUCAGUGCCUGAAAAAUAUCAAGCAAGAUUUACCAUCAUUGAUGUUUCUUUGCAGUUUUUCAAGUCUGCAAAAUUGUAUCACCAAAGAUGAAAAAUGUUAUUUUAAUUUA
Messenger RNA from Ilex paraguariensis (yerba mate), 825 nucleotides. Lineage: Eukaryota; Viridiplantae; Streptophyta; Magnoliopsida; Aquifoliales; Aquifoliaceae. The record is from the annotation of a GenBank genome assembly.